UACAAUUAAUGGAACUUUUUACUUGGGUGAAAACCAUGGGUUCAACUAACUAUAUAGUUGGCAGGCACAAGUACCACAUAAAAGCCAGUUGGAAUGAUGGAUAGCCAUUUCAUUUGGAUGCUGCUGAUUUUGUAGGGCAAAGUUGCUGUCACCUGGAUAAAGGGUUUGUGGUUGGUGUCUGGUGAUCCAUUUUUUGCUCAUUUUAGGUGGUGGUGGCGCAUUAAUCCUUGAUAAUUUAGUGCCCCUAAUUUAUUUACCCCUUCCUAUACCAUAUCCACUAACCUAUUAAAAUUUACAUACACAACGGGACAAAAUACUGAUCCUAAAGUAAAAUAUAAGGCUGUUAUGUACCCAAAUAAUUGUUGUUUGGAUGUAUGGAAAUGCAAAGAAAAUAAUGGAGGUUAGAGGGAAAAGUGAUCAAAUUGGACGUUGAUCAGCGUCUAAGGAAACAGAGGGACGAGAGACAGCUUGCAUAUAGUCUCUCGAGUCCCUUCAUUACACGGUAUCAACCAUCGUUUCUACAUGAAUUGGGCUUUUUACUUGUUUUUAUCAACUUGCUUAAAACUUGGGCUGGAAACCAUAAGAGAUCAGCCCAUACACAAACCCAACAGACCAGGAGGCCUCGACGCCAAUGAAGCCUAUAACCAAACGAAGCCUACAUACAAUAAUAAUAAUAAGCCCGAUGGGUAUGAGACCAGAGUCACCAGACCAGUGCUCGAACAGGCAUGGCAUAAAGUCGCAAGUUCCUUUUGAGUUGUAACUUGGCCUUGAAAGAUCUUCGGAACCUCUGUAGAUAGGUACCUUGCCGACCUUGCAUGGAACAUUCUCAUGCAAAGGUAUAUCUGGUUUUUUCCAGGACCCAUUUUUUCUCACAAGCACUAGUUUUUUAUUUUUUAUUUUUUUGGGUUCUACUUAAUAUAAUGCUUCUUAUCGAGCUUUAAAGAUGUCCUCAAAUUCGUUUAUCAGCCACCUUCCCGUAGUUCUCGAAUUCCUUCAAGAUGACUUUUGGUCGUCUUCUGCGCCUUUUUGGCGACACCAGAUGUAUCCCCAAAGGCAGAGCAGUCCAUGGCAAGAUUAUCACAUCUGGGUUCCGCCCGGAUGUCUAUGCAAACAACCAUUUGAUCUCAUUGUACGCAAAGUCCAAUCGUAUGGAUGAUGCUCGCAAAGUGUUUGAUGCAAUGCCUGAAAGGAAUCUUAUUUCGUGGUCUGCUUUGAUAUCUGGGUAUUCCCAAACUGGUAUCGAAGAAGAAGCCUUAAAUUGUUUCAGAUUAAUGGUUAUUGAUGGUUUCAAUCCAAAUCCUUAUACAUAUGUUGGAGCCAUAUCUGCUUGUGCUAGUAUAGGUGACGCACGAGCUGGUAAGGAGAUUCAUGGAAGGAUUUAUAGACAUGAGCAAGAGUUGAAUGGCCGAGUCAGUAAUUGCUUGGUCAAUAUGUAUGGGAAAUGUGGUUUGUUGAACUCUGCACGGCUUGUGUUUGAUGCAACUUUGAAGCCGGAUUUAGUUUCUUGGACUUCGAUACUUGCCUGUUAUUGUCAAUGUGGGGAAAAUCUGGAGGGGUUAAAGAUUUUCAUGCAAUCACAGAAGGAAGGAGUGGAAGUUAGUGAAUUUUCUUGUGCAACUAUGUUGGGAGCUUGUGCUGCGCUUGAGAACCUGAAGGUUGGGAUGCAAUUGCAUUCCCUUGUCAUGAAGUGUGGGCUUGGAUUAGACAACUUCGUUAUGACAGCAUUGAUAAAUCUUUAUGCCAAGUGUGGAGAAUUACACUCUAGUCAUCGGGCAUUUUUGGAGGUGGACAAGCCACAGUUGCAGGCUUGGACUGCAUUAAUGGGAGGCUAUGCUCAACAAGGAAAAGAAAGAGACGCCAUUGAUCUUUUCCACAAGUUCCAUUCUUCGGGUUUGAAACCUGGUGAAAGGACAUUCUCGUCAGUACUUGGAGCAUUUGCAAACAUGGCAGACGUUGAAGUUGGAAAACAACUCCACUCUUUGAUCAUUAAAAUGGGAUUCAUUUCAUUCAUAUUUGUUGGCAACGCGGUUCUGGAUUUUUACUCAAAAUGUGGGCUUCUCAGGGAAUCAUCGAAGACUUUCGAGGAAAUGCGUGAACAUGAUGUUGUCUCCUGGAAUGCAUUGAUUUCUGGGCAUCUUAGAUCAGGUCAUCAUGGAGAAGCCGUUGAACUUCUAAAGGAUAUGUUGAUCGAACGAUUUGAACCUAAUCAUUACACAUAUUCUGGCAUUUUGAGCAUCUGUGGUGAUCUCCCAGCCAUCGAGUGGGGGAGACAAACACAUGGCUGCAUCAUGAAACCUGGGUUCAACACCAAUGUGGUUGUAGGGAGUGCUCUUAUAGACAUGUAUGCUAAGUGCGGAAGAGUAAGUGAAGCUCGGAAAGUUUUUGAUAACCUAAUUACAAAAAACUUAGUUUCUUGGAAUACCAUGCUUGUGGGAUAUGCACAACAUGGUUUUGGCAGAGAAGCUUUAGAGAUCUAUAGCAUGAUGCAGAGAAAUGGGAUUGAGCCUAAUGAUAUAACAUUUCUUGGAGUAUUAUCUGCCUGUGGGCAUGUGGGACUUGUAGAGGAGGGAUGGGGCUACUUUAAUUCCAUGAUCAGAGACCAUGGUAUUACCCCAAGGACAGAUCAUAUAGCUUCUUUGGUCAGCCUUUUUGCCCGUAAAGGACAGACAAAAAGAGCUUUUGAGUUCAUAAGGAGUUUUCCCAUGGAUCCUGAUAAGGUGGUCUGGCGGUGUCUCUUGUCUGGCUGUAAAAUUCACAAGAAUUUGUCUCUAGCAAGAUAUGCUGCAGAGAAGAUUUUGAGUAUUGAUCCAGAAGAUACUUCGGCUCAUAUCACCCUAUCAAAUAUAUAUGCUGAGGCCAAAAUGUGGAAUGAAGUAGCAAAAGUGAGAAAAAUAAUGAAGAUGAAGGAUUUAAAGAAAGACACAGGAUAUAGCUGGGCUGAAUUGAAGAACAAAAUAUAUUACUUUUCUGCAACUCAUUAUAGACAAUUCCAAGAAACCAAUCUCCAUCAGGUUUUGGAUGGGUUAACAGAGCAGUUGUUUGAUGCAGGAUACGUACCUGAUGCCAUGUUCUUAUUGCACCCCAGUGACUAAGCAAAGGAGAUUGGAUGGCAAAAGUAUUUGGUCAUACGGCAUGAAAUAUACUGAAGUCGUUUACAUGUGAGAAAAUAAGACGUGAAUCAAUGACGAUCUGAGAUAAUGGAUAAUGGCAUUAGAUGUUAUGUUUGAAAAUUCCAAAUUGGUGCUAACUUGUAAUAUACCUUUUAAGUAGAGAGUCUGAGGUCACGUUGUCACACUGAAAGAUGCGAGUGACCGGAGAUUAGAAAAAUGUUCAAGACUGAUGGUGUGGGAAGACCCCUAGGUGAGAGGUUAACAAACUGAAGGCAUUGUAGCCAUAGUUUCAGAGGGUAGUCCGCGACACACCUGAUUCUCAGGCCUGCUCCAGUUGACCAUUUCUAAUAAAGCCGAUGCCCAAAUUGAUAUGAGCUUACUUCUUUUUUUGACUUGAUCCUCUUCAAUAUUUUUCUUUGGAUCCCUUCUCUUCGGGCUCAAGACUAUUGGAAAAGGUUCUGUUAUAAUGGCUCCUUCUUCUGUUUGAGAAAAUAUACAUGAUUCAGAGGGUCCAGAGUCCGCUGUUCUCAAUCUCAAAGAAGCUUGAAACUGGAGUGGUUCAAAGUCAAAGAAGCUGCCAAGGUUGUUCUCAUCAAUUGGAUGGAAAUGUCCAUCCACUAUGCCGAUGCUGGCAGGUGGGAAGACAUGAGCACAAUAUUCACCAAUUAUGUUGAUAAACUAUAUCCAUCAUCAAAUUAAAGUUCGAAAGUAUUUUACAAAAUGAUGUUCUGUUAUGUUCACUAGUCUUGAUCCUACCAGAAUUGACACAAUUUAUGCUAUUUUGUGGAAUAGCCCAAUGCGCAUGCAUGCUAUUACAGAAAUUAUAAACCAAAGAUGAUCCUGUGAACUCGUUUAAACUAAAUUGAAUCUCAUAUCUUUUCACAAUCCCUCUCCAACCUGCCAAAAAUAUCAAAUUGUAUGACACCAUUACUAUGUUGCCUAUGUGAAUGCUGCAUGACUUGGAAGUUGGAAGCAAUCAAGCUGAUCCUACUCCACCGUGAGGCAGCUGUUUUCAUUGUGCUCUGUGAGAAUUGAAGAAAGAAACCGUGCCUUGCAUAGUCUCCAGACACCUGCAAACAUUACCACCCUUUUCUUAGAACGAGAGAGGAAUUUCAAUCUUACAGAAUAAAUGUAUGAACACGAGGUGAUGCUUACGAAAGCUCUUCAGCAACCACGGCCGAGUCCUGCGUCGGGUGCGAUAGCUUGUAUAAGAGAAAAGAUCAAAGCUAAGAGUUUUGAGUCAAUGUUACAAACGCUGCACUCAUUUUAGAGCUCGGGAGGAUACGAUUGAUGGGUAUUUCUUAUCCUGGUUAGCAAAUUAUCUCUCCCGUGAAAAGAUCUUUCCUGGUGUAAAAGGAAAACCGGGAAAGCGAGGACUCGGACUACCCUAUACCCAAACAACUCCUAUUGCAGCCCGAAUCGAUCCAACAUCCCAAAACCAAACCCUAACCCUAGUUGUAUAGCUUUAUAAAACGCUCCUUAAACCCUGAGGACCUUCCGGCUGUGUUGCGCGCAUUUCCAUUCUCUCAGAUUCACUAGCCCUCAUAG
This is a messenger RNA of Carya illinoinensis, 4658 nucleotides long. Its product is annotated as pentatricopeptide repeat-containing protein At2g27610-like. The coding region runs from base 999 to 3092 and encodes 697 amino acids. Lineage: Eukaryota; Viridiplantae; Streptophyta; Magnoliopsida; Fagales; Juglandaceae. The transcript is spliced from 3 exons. Gene Ontology annotation, molecular function: RNA binding; protein binding. The record is from RefSeq and is a predicted model, not a curated record. Gene Ontology annotation, biological process: RNA modification.